Molecule: messenger RNA, 1864 nt
Organism: Leguminivora glycinivorella
Lineage: Eukaryota; Metazoa; Arthropoda; Insecta; Lepidoptera; Tortricidae
Product: zinc finger protein 69 homolog B-like
Exons: 7
Coding region: 814-1518 (234 amino acids)
Biological process (GO): regulation of cytokine production; regulation of immune system process; negative regulation of transcription by RNA polymerase II
Molecular function (GO): DNA-binding transcription factor activity; RNA polymerase II cis-regulatory region sequence-specific DNA binding
Source: RefSeq, a predicted model, not a curated record
GUGGAAACAUUUUUGUGACUUUUGUUUGUGUUGUGCGAAAUGAUGGGUCAUAGGUCUGUGGUUGUGCAUUACGAUAUUUAAUUUGUGGUAUGAAAUCCAAUGUUAUUUUACUUAAUUUCUAAGCGUAAAAUACUGAAUGAUGCAUAUGUGCCGAACCUGCCUCAAAACUCCUGCUGAGAAACAUAUUCUGGAGCUCGAAAAGGCCAUAAAAGAUGGCAACAAGAACUCCUUCCACAUUAUGCUGUUUUGUUUAGAUAUACAGAUCACAGAAGACUCUAAAGUAACAACGAAUUUAUGUAAUCACUGCUACCGAAAAAUAAUUUCGUUUUACAAGUUUAAAGCUCUAUCCUUAAAAAACGAUGCAUAUUUAAAAUCUCUGGAGCCAGCUGUACAAUUAGCAGACCUAAAAUCUGUGUAUGUGGAUGAUAAUGGAAUAAAACAUGAAAAUUUCAUAGAUCCUGAUGAUUUUGGUCCCUGUCUCAUAGAAGAUAAUGAAUUUAAAAUAGAAGCACAUAUUAAGGAAGAAGAGUCAUUAGGAGAUGUAGAAGUUGAUAUUAAGAUUGAAGACACAUCUCAUAAUGUAAAGUCAGAUGAAGAGCUGUCGAGUGUGGUAAAGAAGGUUAAAUAUGAAAAUGUUAAAAAUGAUCUUAAAGAAAAUGCUCCUGUGCACAAAAGAUGUAGGCGUCCCAAAAAAAUCAAUUACUGAAAAUUGGAAAGAUAAAAGAAGAGCAUCAGGUCUGUGAGGAGUGUGGCAAGUCUGUCCGUAACCUCAAGGCUCAUGCGCUCAUUCACAAGAGAAAGGGUGAGAGGCAGAUGAUCCAGUGUGAGCUUUGCCCGAAGCUCUUCAAUACCCACUCAGGUCGAAUCAGACAUUACCGGACCAUCCAUUUAGGUUUACCAGAUGUGAGAAAAUCUGUAUGUGACAUUUGUAAUAAAGAGUUUGCAGAUCUGAAGACACAUGUAAAGAUAAAGCACAAUCAGGAAAGUUUACCUUAUGGCUGUGUCUCAUGUGAGCGCCGGUAUUUGUGCCGCUCGGCUCUCGAGAAACACAUGGCCAAGCAUGUUGGAGUGUCUGAGCUCCCAUAUGAGUGUGAUAUAUGUAAAAGAAGGUUCCGCUUUAAGAAUAUUGUCUCAAAACACAUACGCAAGUACCAUUUAAACGAAAAGAAUUAUCAAUGUGAAAUGUGUUCCAAAACUUUUUUCGACAAACAACCAUUUAUUGAUCAUAUGGACUCGCACUCCACUGACCGGAAGUACAAGUGCAAGGAGUGCGGCCUGGCUCUCAAGACGCAGUUGACGCUUCGGAAACACAUGCACGUGGUCCACAGCGGCGUCAAGAAGUACGCCUGUACAGUGUGCAACAAGACCUUCAAGAUAUCAUGGAGCCUAAAAGUGCACAUGCGAACACACACGAAGGAGAGGCCGUAUCCGUGCCGAUUCUGCGCGAUGCGCUUCGCGCGCUCGCACCACCUCAUGCGUCACGAACGCACCAUACACAAGUGUAUGAAAGCCGAGUGAAUUGAGGACAUUUGUGAGAGGAAAUAUCUUUGGAUACUGAAAUUCUGCCUAGGCAAAGGAGCGUAACUCAUGAUCAGCCAAACGCAAGUUCUUUCGAUGAUAAAAUCAACGAACAUCGCGCAGUCAUAAGGCAUAGGUAAGGUUCAACUACGGUUUCGUUGUUCUUAAUACUUGUUCAUUCUUUUUUUAAAUUUGUUAAUCGAUUAAAAUAUGUCUGAAUAUUAUAAAAUUAACUGCAUUGACGCAACACAAAAGUGAGAUUGGCGUGAAAGUGUCAUUUUAAUUAUAAGUGUUAUUUAAAUACAUGGUAAACAAGAGUGAAUGAAAAAUAAACAUGUUGUUUUCA